Messenger RNA from Rhodamnia argentea, 914 nucleotides. RefSeq names its product universal stress protein A-like protein. The transcript has 5 exons. Lineage: Eukaryota; Viridiplantae; Streptophyta; Magnoliopsida; Myrtales; Myrtaceae. The coding region runs from base 98 to 622 and encodes 174 amino acids. The record is from RefSeq and is a predicted model, not a curated record.
CUUUUACCUUAGCCGGGGAACUCAUAUUCAUCUUCCAUCAGUGUCUGUUCUGUGCUUAAACCCUAAAGAAGACGACUCAGAGACUCUUGCUGCGAUAAUGGCGGAUGUUUUGUUGGCCAAUGGCUUCGGCAACAGGAACGUGAUGGUGGCGAUCGACGAGGGCGACCACAGCCACUACGCGCUCAUGUGGGCGCUCGACAACCUCAAGGAGUCCGUCGAGCGCUCCACGCUCCUCAUCUUCAUGGCCCACCCUCCUCCUCGACCCGUCAGCACUUUCCAAGCCUCCCUCGGCUCUGCUCGCGUCUAUUGCUCUGUUUCGCCCAUUCCGGACUUGGUCAAGUCUGUCGAAGCAAACAAUAAGAAGCUCACUUCGGCCUACUUGGAUAGAGCUAAGGAAAUUUGUGCUAACCGAGGGGUAACGGCAGAAACGAUUGCAGAUGUCGGGGAUCCUAAAGUGGCCAUAUGCGACGCCGUUCUAAAGUACAACGUUAGUCUUCUCAUUAUGGGCGAGCGUGGGAUAGGAAAGAUAAAAAGGGCUCUAAUCUGGAGUGUGAGCAGCUACUGUGUUCAAUAUGCCAAAUGCCCAGUACUCGUGGUGAGGAAACCAGAGGAUAGCGAGUGAUAGGAAUUAGAAGACGACCACCUACGGAUGGAAAGAAUUGCCAGUCCCAGUUUGGACCUUUUUCUUUCUUUGCUCAGAGUUCAGUUGUAUGACUGACCAAUAUUUCGAACCUCAAUGGAAGUUUUCCCGCAAGUUUAUCCAGAUACUGAUAUGCUGCAAGCGAUGAUCGGUCUUCAGGCAGGGCCGAGAACACGACGCCCUUCCUUCGCUUUUCUUUGGCUGCUGGUCGAGAUAACCGGUGACCGCUCUUGUAACUUGUUUCUAUUUGCACAGGGCAAUUGGCAAAAGUUCU